UUACUAGUAUCAUGGGAGACUACUGCAACACGAGUGGUUGGGAAAUGUUGCAGUCAGUCCUUUGAUAAGAUUUACCUGUUAAUCCCUGCAGGUAGCGCUGUAUGAACUUAGUGAACUUGUAAAACAACAACAAUAGAAAGUCAGCGAGUAUGAUUAAAGUACAAGAAGUAAAGAUGAGGAUACCAUACACACUGAUCACUUUGGUAUUGAGUGUUGCCUGUCUGUAUGUCAUGGUGGAGGCCUGCAAUGAGCAAAUCUGCGCUAGUCCAGUGAGCCGCUGCCAGCUGAUCCAGGCCUGCGACUGUGACAUGAGUGAUAAGAAGAACUGCUCUUGCUGCCAUAACUGUCAGCUCUGUCUCGCGCAACUCUACUCCGAGUGCUGUUCUUGUGUGGAAAUGUGCCCAACACCCAAGCCUGAGGAUACUAUUGGCAACACCAACACUAUCGAGGAGUUGACUGAACCCCUGCCCGAACUGUUUAGUCUUUUGACAGAGGAAGAAGACUCACAGUUGCGCUGGACUGUUCACAGUUACCCAGUCUAUUUUGAGUCGCUUUACACAAGACAUGCAAACAAGGAAAACAUUAAAGAAGACUCAAUUCACGAUAAGCAUCACUCGCGCGUCAACUGCACGGUGGCAUUUAUGUCUAAGUGCAUGUCGGCGCACAUGUGCAAGAUGUCAUGCCGCUCGAUGGGUGCGUCAAGGUACCGCUGGACCCACCACGAGGGAUGCUGCCAAUGCAUUGGGCACACAUGCAUUGACUACGGUUACAACAAGCCCCUGUGUCUGCAGUGUAAGGGCGAUGAGAAAGACAAAAUGCUUGAAACGGAACUGGACGGGUCGAACAACGAACAGACGAUAGACCAUACGAUGGAUGGGAAGUAGACGGAAAAAAUAGGGUUUACCGCUAAAGUGUUGUAUCUAAUUGAUAUUUACUACAUGUAUCAGAUACAACAGUUUUGCCCUUGACCCUCAUCAUUAUUAGUUAUUUAACAGCGAAAAACAAACUGUUGAUGAUCUUUAAGGACUGAGAGUGGAAAAAGCACUGUGCUGUGUAAAACGGAUGAUCAGUUUUUCAAUUGAGAAAACUUAGACUGGUCAGUUGUGUUGAUUGGUCAUUGUCGUAUUGGGUACUACUUAAAAGUACCCAGGUUACAUUCUUAUGUUGUCCGGAUACGUUUUAGCAUAUUUUCUUACUCUGGGUACAUUGUAGUAUAUUUAAGAGUACACCUGGUUACUUUAAGUAGUACCUGAGCUGACAAUGACCAUUCGAGCAUCAGUUGUGUCAGCAUUAUGUUUUGCAUAAGAGCAGAUUUUGCAUUGUAGAAUUGAUAAAAAUAUCAGUUGAUUCUUCAUAAAUUAAGAAAAUAUGGUUCAUGACAAUGCAGUGUGUAAGUGUUUCAAAUAAUGAACUUUCAAGCAUACUAAGAAUAAAAAAUAACAUCAGUUUCCUGUAAACAAUGAUGAGUAUCUUAGUUAUGGGAUUUGAAGUAUUUAAGAUAAAAUUGUUUUCAGCAUUGGCACUAAAAAUGUGUUUUUUUGUCAAUGAAGAAUUAUGAACCAUUGCUGAGAAGUUAAAAGAACAUGUUUCUUUUAUGUGCUUAAAUAUCUGCCAGGUUUUUAAAUGUUUGUUAAAAAGUGUUACUUCCCUUAAUUUUUUAUUCAGGGUGCUGUCCUUAUACAUAUGUGUGUAGAUCUGUUUUCAUUUAUGUUAUGAUCUUUUUUGCAUGAAGAAGAACCACUUUACAUUUUACACCAGUAUUGUUGUUGAAAGAAAAUUUUGUUAUAUGUAAAUUGUUUUGAUUCAUUUAUGCAUAUUUUGAUUUUACUUGUAUAAUCAUAUAUAUUUUUAAAAAAUGUCUUCAUCACUAAGCAAUUUUGAAAUAAUACAUAUAUAAUAAUACACUUAUGAAGGACAAAACAUUUUAAGUAUAUGAGUGCUAUGUAAUUUUGUAUUUAUUUAAUGCAUUUAUCAUGUUUAUUUCUCAUAAAUUGUAUUAUGCAUUGCUUUUAGAUUUGACAAACUUCAUGACAACUUUUAUAUUUUUGUUCCCAACAGAAAACAGUAACAUUUAGCUGUAGUAUUACAUGCACCAAAUGUUUGAUAUUUUUAUUCCCAUAAUAGUGUGGGAGGAAUUGAGUAUUGCACUUUGCGUCCGCCUGUAUGUUAACUCUUUCAGUGCCGACAGAAUUUUGAAGGCCUAUGCAAACAGUUUGGAUCCAGAUGAGACACCACAGAACGUGGCGUCUCAUCAGGAUCCAAACUGUUUGCUAUUCUGAUAGUAUUCUUUGAAAAAAAUCAAAGGAAAUGCUAAUUUUAGAAAUUCAGCAGACAACAUUUUAGCAGACGACAAAUUUCCCAGCAUGCAAAGGGUUAACAGUCUUACCAGUAUGUUCUAAAGCAUGUGAGUUGAACUCCUUUUAACUAUUAUGGAUUAUGUUCAAACUUUCACAGUUGAUUGGCUUAAAUAUGUAGAGAAUAUAAAUUGUGUGUGAACAUUUUCAGUAGAAUGAUCACCCUUUGUGUGUUUGUUUACAAUAUAAUUUAUUGUCCCAAAAAUGUAUAUUUUCAAAUACUUUUUAAAUGCAGGGUGGUUUUCAAUAAAACUUACAGUUGAAUGACCAUUAUUGGUUGAUUCUUAUUAAGAAAGGCAGUUUAGCUGAGACGAAUUUUGGACAAAGUAUCCUAUGUCCCUUUGUCUGUUUUUCCACUAUAAAAUAUUAUAAUUACACAAUUUUUUAGCUCAUCUAUUUUUUGAAAAAAAAUUAUGAGCUAUUGUCAUCACCUUGGCGUCUGCGUUGGCGUUGGCGUCGGCGUCCGGUUAAGUUUUGCGUUUAGGUCCACUUUUCUCAGAAAGUAUCAAUGCUAUUGCAUUCAAACUUGGUACACUUACUUACUAUCAUGAGGGGACUGGGCAGGCAAAGUUAGAUAACUCUGGCGUGCAUUUUGACAGAAUUAUGUGCCCUUUUUAUACUUAAAAAAUUGAAAAUUUUGGUUAAGUUUUGCGUUUAGUUCCACUUUUCUAAGUAAGUAUCGAUGCUAUUGCAUUCAAACUUGGUACACUUACUUACUAUCAUGAGGGGACUGGGCAGGCAAAGUUAGAUAACUCUGGCAUGCAUUUUGACAGAAUUAUGUGCCCUUUUUAUACUUAGAAAAUUGACAAUUUUGGUUAAGUUUUGUGUUUAGGUCCAUUUCGAGGGGUAAGGGCCAGAACGUGAUAAGUGCACUUUUCACACUUUUGGAAAAAUCAAAAAUAAGGUUUUGAGUAAUAAUAUAUU
Dreissena polymorpha is the source of this 3278-nucleotide messenger RNA. RefSeq names its product twisted gastrulation protein homolog 1-B-like. Lineage: Eukaryota; Metazoa; Mollusca; Bivalvia; Myida; Dreissenidae. The record is from RefSeq and is a predicted model, not a curated record. Gene Ontology annotation, biological process: regulation of BMP signaling pathway. The coding region runs from base 150 to 884 and encodes 244 amino acids. The transcript has 5 exons.